Globicephala melas (long-finned pilot whale) is the source of this 1062-nucleotide messenger RNA. RefSeq names its product C-type lectin domain containing 17A (gene CLEC17A). Gene Ontology annotation, molecular function: signaling receptor activity. The record is from RefSeq and is a predicted model, not a curated record. Lineage: Eukaryota; Metazoa; Chordata; Mammalia; Artiodactyla; Delphinidae.
AUGGGCUGGGGACCAGGGGUGGUCAGGACCCAGGUUACAGUAUUCCCACCUUGGGGCCAGAGACCAGGGUGUGAGGGACAGAGGAGGGAAUGGGCUGGGCUCUCACUUGCCUUUCCUCUGGAAGGGCCCAGAGAAGAGGAUGAUGAUGAUGAUUAUGAGAACACGGCACCACCGUACAAGGACCUUCCUCCCAAGCCAGGUUGGACGGCUCCACCAAGGCCUCCAAGGGCAGGAAAGAAAACAGAGAACCCCCCACUUCCCUGCAAGCUCCUGAAGAACACAGGCCUGAACCUCACCCCUGUCACCUGCACAACUCCUCAACUGGGCACUGAUCUUGUACAUCCUCCAUCCCAGCUGCCUAUAGCCACCACUCCAGUGCCCUGGAUCAGUCAGAAGUCCGGAGGUCUUAGGUGUUACCAGGAGGAGAGACUGAUGGUGUACGUGUGUCUGCUGGUGGUGGUGUCACUGCUCAUGGGCUGCACUGGUCUGGCUGUUACCCUGAUUAAAUACCGGGAGGUGGUGGAAGAGCUGAGGAUGUUAACCUUUCAGCAGAUGGCAUGGCGAGCAAAUGUGACUGGCAUGGCGGGGCUAGCCGGCCUGAAGAAGGACAUUGAACGAGUAAGAGCUGACACCAACCAGUCCCUGCUGGAACUUCGGGGCUUAUUAGACUGUACCAGGGUCACCUGCCCUGAGGGCUGGCUCCCUUUUCAGGGUAAGUGUUACUACUUCUCUCCAAGCACCAAGUCAUGGGAUGAAGCCAGGAAGUUCUGCCAGGAGAAUUACUCUCACUUGGUCAUCAUCAGUAACUUUGCUGAGCAGAACUUUGUGGCCAAGGCUCAUGGCUCUCCUCGGGUAUACUGGUUGGGGCUGAACGACAAAAACCGUGAAGGGGACUGGAGGUGGCUGGAUGGGUCACCCAUCACUUUCAGCUUUUGGGACCCACAGGAACCCAACAACCUCCAUGAUGAGGACUGUGCCAGCAUGAACAAAGGUGGCACCUGGAAUGACCUCUCUUGCGACAAAACUACAUAUUGGAUUUGUGAGCGGAAAUGUUCCUGUUGA